GUAUUAUUGUAGAGAUAGAUUUGCUUAAUUCAAGCCCAGCCUUUUACAUCCCAUCUCUGUUCUUUCUCUCUCUAAAAAUACUCUGUUUGAAAAACUCUUUCUUAGGGUUUUCACAAGCGCCGCUUUUGGACAAUCUCGAUCCGAAGGAGAAGUAAUAUCUCAUUUCGUUCGUUUUUCGGGGAUACGAUGGAAGUUACCCAGGUUCUUCUAAGUGCACAAGCUAUAGAUUCGACCGUGCGGAAACAUGCUGAAGAUACUUUGAAGCAGUUUCAGGAGCAAAAUCUUCCUGGUUAUCUAUUAUCCCUUUCUGGAGAGCUUGCUAGUGAAGAAAAGCCAGUUGAAAGUCGAAAACUGGCAGGUUUGAUCCUCAAAAAUGCUUUGGAUGCCAAGGAACAACACAGAAAAUACGAGCUUGUUCAAAGAUGGUUGUCAUUAGAUGUCGCUGUGAAGAGCCAAAUCAAGGCAUGUUUGUUACAAACCCUCUCCUCUCCCGUACCUGAUGCUCGGUCAACUGCUUCACAAGUCAUUGCAAAAGUUGCAGGCAUCGAGCUUCCGCAGAAACAGUGGCCUGAGCUGAUAGGAUCUCUCCUGUCAAAUAUUCAUCAGGUCCCACCUCAUGUAAAGCAAGCAACCCUUGAAACUUUGGGAUAUUUGUGUGAAGAAGUUGUUCCAGAAGUUGUUGAGCAAGAUCAUGUAAAUAAGAUACUUACAGCGGUGGUUCAAGGCAUGAAUGCAAAUGAAGGUAACAAUGAGGUUAGGCUUUCCGCCACCCGAGCUUUGUAUAAUGCUCUCAGCUUUGCGCAAGCAAACUUUUCCAAUGAUAUGGAACGUGAUUACAUAAUGAGAGUUGUUUGUGAGGCCACUCUCUCCCCGGAGGUGAAAAUUCGCCAAGCUGCUUUUGAGUGUUUGGUCUCCAUUGGGUCAACAUAUUAUGAGAAAUUAGCACCAUACAUCCAAGACAUUUUCAAUAUCACAUCGAAGGCUGUUAAAGAAGAUGAGGAACCAGUUGCUCUUCAGGCCAUUGAGUUUUGGAGCUCAAUUUGUGAUGAGGAGAUUGAUAUUUUGGAAGAGUAUGGAGGUGAAUUUACUGCAGAUUCUGAUGUUCCGUGCUAUUACUUUAUCAAACAAGCUCUGCCUGCGCUUGUUCCUAUGCUGUUGGAGACUCUUCUCAAGCAAGAAGAAGAUCAGGAUCAGGAUGAAGGUGCUUGGAAUCUUGCCAUGGCUGGUGGAACUUGCCUUGGUCUGGUUGCCCGGACAGUGGGUGAUGAUAUUGUGCCGCUUGUUAUGCCAUUUAUUGAAGAGAAUAUAACAAAACCUGAUUGGAGGCAAAGAGAAGCUGCAACAUAUGCAUUUGGUUCCAUAUUGGAAGGUCCUUCACCUGAUAAAUUAACCCCUAUUGUCAAUGUUGCUCUAAACUUCAUGCUCACAGCAUUAACCAAUGACCCUAGUAGCCAUGUGAAGGACACAACUGCAUGGACCUUGGGUAGAAUAUUUGAAUUUCUUCAUGGUUCAACUGUGGAAACACCGAUUAUUACUCCAGCAAACUGCCAACAGAUUAUUACAGUUCUCCUCCAGAGCAUGAAAGAUGUUCCAAAUGUUGCUGAAAAAGCCUGUGGUGCUCUAUAUUUUCUCGCACAAGGUUAUGAGGACUUGGGGUCAUCAUCUGCAUUGACGCCUUAUUUUCAAGAAAUUGUUCAGUCCCUCCUUAACGUCACUCAUAGAGAAGAUGCUGGGGAGUCACGACUUCGGACUGCUGCGUACGAGACACUUAACGAAGUGGUAAGGUGCUCAACUGAGGAAACUGCCCGGUUAGUUUUGGAGCUUGUUCAAGUCAUUAUGGCAGAGCUUCACAAGACUCUCGAGGCUCAGAAUCUCUCGUCUGAUGAGCGAGAGAAGCAGAACGAAUUACAAGGCCUUCUCUGUGGGUGCUUACAGGUAAUUAUUCAGAAACUAGGGGCUUCAGACACCACUAAGUAUGCCUUCAUGCACUAUGGAGAUCAGAUCAUGAACCUUUUUAUCAGGGUUUUUGCUUGUAGAAGUGCCACUGUCCACGAGGAAGCUAUGCUUGCUAUUGGUGCAUUUGCCUAUGCAACAGGCCCCAACUUUGCAAAAUACAUGCCUGACUUUUAUAAGUACUUGGAGAUGGGUCUUCAGAAUUUUGAAGAGUACCAAGUUUGCGCUGUUACAGUUGGUGUUGUGGGUGAUAUCUGCCGGGCAUUGGAGGAUAAGAUUCUGCCUUACUGUGACGGGAUAAUGACCCAGCUCCUUAAAGACUUAUCAAGCAAUCAGCUGCACCGAUCCGUAAAGCCCCCAAUAUUUUCAUCCUUUGGGGACAUAGCACUCGCCAUUGGAGAGAAUUUUGAGAAGUACCUGAUGUAUGCAAUGCCCAUGCUCCAGAGUGCUGCGGAAUUGUCUGCUCACACAUCAGGUGCUGACGAUGAAAUGAUAGAAUAUACUAAUCUUCUUAGGAAUGGAAUUUUGGAGGCAUAUUCUGGAAUAUUCCAGGGCUUCAAGAACUCUCCUAAGACCCAGCUUCUGAUCCCGUAUGCACCACAUAUCCUUCAAUUCCUAGACAGCAUUUACAUGGAGAAAGAUAUGGAUGAUGUUGUGAUGAAAACUGCUAUUGGCGUCCUGGGCGAUUUAGCAGAUACUCUGGGUAGCAAUGCAGGUUCUUUGAUUCAGCAAUCUCUGUCAAGCAAAGACUUUUUAAAUGAAUGCUUGUCUUCAGAUGACCAUUUGAUCAAGGAAUCUGCUGAGUGGGCGAGGUUGGCCAUUAGCCGUGCCAUUUCUGUUUGAGGUUGUGUCCAUGGGGUACAUUUUAUCUAACCUGCAUGCAUAUGGUUGUGUCGAGUCGGGUCCAGAAUUGCAUUCAAUGUAUCGGGUCAUUAAUUUUCUCUGACUACAGAAGCAUUUUAUCUUCAUAUGUCACUAACUCAUGCAUCAGCAUCAUGGGAUCGGGAUCACGGUGGCUUCUCUGAACUCUCUGAAGGGCUUGAGAAGUAAAAUCUCGGGUUAAUUUAUUUUCCAUGGGAAGGAG
Molecule: messenger RNA, 3037 nt
Organism: Olea europaea var. sylvestris
Lineage: Eukaryota; Viridiplantae; Streptophyta; Magnoliopsida; Lamiales; Oleaceae
Product: importin subunit beta-1
Exons: 4
Coding region: 187-2796 (869 amino acids)
Biological process (GO): protein import into nucleus
Cellular component (GO): cytoplasm; nucleus
Molecular function (GO): small GTPase binding; nuclear import signal receptor activity
Source: RefSeq, a predicted model, not a curated record